Molecule: messenger RNA, 1102 nt
Organism: Amyelois transitella
Lineage: Eukaryota; Metazoa; Arthropoda; Insecta; Lepidoptera; Pyralidae
Product: ubiquitin-conjugating enzyme E2 S
Exons: 3
Coding region: 320-1009 (229 amino acids)
Source: RefSeq, a predicted model, not a curated record
AAGACCAAAGAGCAGAUUAUUGUCUUAGACAAUAAACAAUAUCUGUGCAUUUAUUGUGAUUUUUGGUUUGCUCUUUGAUGUGAUAUUUAUUAUGUUCCAUAAAAUUACCCGCUCAGAAAGAAAUUAAAAUUAAUAAUCGGUUCACAUCAGUACAGUUAUUAUAUGUAGAUAUUAGGUUUGUUGUCUAACAAUCAUAUGUGAAUCUGUGAAAAAUAGAUAGACAAGAAGACAGUUGAGGAAAUAGAGAAGUGUUUUGUGAUGGUGUGGGGAGCUAAGGGCAAGAUUUGAGUGGAGUCAGCCGGACAGAGUGUGUGGUGAGAUGUCGAACGUGGAGAACUUGUGUCCGCAAGUGCUGCGGGGGGUGUCGCGCGAGCUACGGCGGCUGGCGGCGCAGCCUCCCGCCGGCGUCAAGCUGGUACUGCGCGACGACGACCUCACCGACGUGGUCGCGCACAUCGACGGUCCUGCGGAUACGCCGUACGCGGGCGGCGUGUUCCGCGUGCGGCUGGUGCUGGGCCGCGAGUUCCCGGCCGCGCCGCCGCGCGCCUUCUUCCUGACGCGCAUCUUCCACCCGAACGUGUCGCCCAGCACGGGCGAGGUGUGCGUCAACACGCUGAAGCGCGACUGGCGGCCGGAGCUGGGGCUGGAGCACGCGCUGCUGGCCGUCAAGUGCCUGCUGAUCGCGCCCAACGCGGAGUCGGCGCUCAACGCGGAGGCGGCGGCGCUGCUGCGCGACAAGUACGACGACUACUUCGCGCGCGCCAAGCUGCUCGCCGACAUCCACGCCCGCCCCGACGCGCACCACAAGCGAGAAGCUGCCGACGGGUCAGCGCUGGAGCCGGAGGCGCGGCCCGCCGCCGAGAGCGGCUCGAGCGGAGCGAGCGCGGGCGGCGCGGGGAGUGCGGGGGGUGCGGGGGGCGCGGGGGGCGCGGCGGAGAGCGGCCCGAGCGCCAAGCGCGAGCGACGCGCGCCCGCCAGGGACCGGCGGCGGAUACUGAAGCGCUUAUGAGCGACACCGCUCUCUUAGGAUUUAGAAUGUUUUGUCGAAUGUUAAACUUAAUCAUAAUGAAAAUAUGUUCAAUAAAUAAAUCGGUAUAUCAUA